CUGGCGUCUCUGUGGCCACGGUCAUGACAUGCUUGCCCUGAAGAUAAAAAAGGGUAAGAUAGGAAGCACAUCGAUUUAGAGGAGGAAACCCUAACCAGGAAAUUCACCACAUCUGAACCCCGAUUCAUCGAGCGGCGCGCAGGAGAUGGAGCUGAUGGAGAAAGGGUUGGCGGGGAUGGAGAUCUCCAUCGGCGGCGAAUCAAGUACAAAGACCAGGUCGAGGAAUAAGAGCACCAGAAAGCCGCAGCCAGAUAGCCUGAAGCACACCAUGAUCCAGAAGACGGAGGAGCAAUCUCGUCGAGAUGUGCACCAACCUCUGAUCCAGAAGAUGGAGGAGCAAUUUCGUCGCGAUCCACGCCCACCUGAGAUCCAGCGGGGGAAGGUAGAGGAGGCGGCGGCUCCUACAAAGACGAGGUCGGUGAAGAGCAUCAUAGAGACGCCGCUAGAUAGACUGAGGCAUCUCGACGAGUUGCAGGACAGGAUCAAUCUGAUGGAGGCGGAAUAUCUUAGCAAGAAUGGGAUCCAGAGGAGGAACGAGGAGAAGCUUCCUAGAGAGGAGCAGGAGAUUGAGGACUACCGUAAACAAUGGGAGAGGUGCUAUGGCCGCAGCUUCGGUUCCUUUGACGCAGAAACUUCUCUUGGUCAUGUGUACUGUGCAACAGGAACCAUCCCACCAGAUGCUCUCCCGGAGUGUUCCUUGCAGUUCUUUUCCAUCAAAGUCACCGACCUAAGCUAUAGCCUCAGCUGGCCACUGCAGGUCCAUGGCUUUGUUGCUGCCAGGGACUCGGUAGAUCAUAAACGCAACUAUCUCUUCAGAUGCACCAGGGAUAGCUGCCAAACCCUCACUAAAAAGGAUCCAUUCCUGCGCAUAACAGGCCCAUCUCGAGCGGUUCUGUUAAUUGACAAAGUUGUGGUUGAAGUUCAGUUAAAAGUAAAGGGUGACAAAGAGUCAGAAGUUGAAGUAUUGGCUUUCAAAUGUUUUGAAUUCCAGCAAAGUUGUCCGUUGAAAGAUGGCAUCCCUACACGCAUCCCAGGCCAGCGCUGCAAGCUUGAGUGUGCUUUGGCAGUGCUGCCUAAGUCAAUUGGGGCCACUGUGGGUUUCCGAAUUGUUGAUGGGUCAUGGCCCGAUCAAUGCCCAGGGUUGAUUGUUUGCAAGACCGACAAUGCAAAAGAAGAGGAAGUGGUACUGUUGCUUGAUUUUCAAGAUGGGAAACUGCCUACCAAGUCUGAUGGUGUGGUUGAGCUCUCGAGGCGGCUUGUUUCCGUAGGUUUCCCAGCAGGCAAACUGAUCUUUUCUGUUGAGGCCUCUCGUAAUAGCUUUUCUGCAAAAGCCACGGUUGACUUUGGGAUGGAAACGUUGGGUGCAAGUACUCGCAUGUGUGAUCUUGUUUUCUGCAAGUUGGAAGUGACUGUUUCUUGGUCUUUGGUUUCUGCCAAGCGGGAUUGAUGUUUGGAGGCGUCCAAUCUUGAGCAUGCCUUGCCCGCUGUUUGUCCAACUAAGUAGUUGAACUACAUUUAUUUAUGUGUGUGGUCAUGCCAUGGUACUGUACGGCUAACCGUUCUACUUGUUUAACAAUGUAAUUCGCUCAGAUGUGGGGUUAGGCUGCUUAGAUAAUGAGCAUAUUAGAUAUUAUAUGUCUUGUUUGUGGAAGUAAUGUUUGUCAGUAAUGUUGCUACAUUAUAGGUGUAGCUUCUGUCAGGAAUUUGCAGUUUGAUCAGAACAUGUCAUUUGCUUCUUA
Messenger RNA from Lolium perenne, 1739 nucleotides. RefSeq lists its product as uncharacterized. Lineage: Eukaryota; Viridiplantae; Streptophyta; Magnoliopsida; Poales; Poaceae. The record is from RefSeq and is a predicted model, not a curated record.